Solanum dulcamara is the source of this 1050-nucleotide messenger RNA. RefSeq names its product tyramine N-feruloyltransferase 4/11-like. The record is from RefSeq and is a predicted model, not a curated record. The coding region runs from base 102 to 863 and encodes 253 amino acids. The transcript has a single exon. Lineage: Eukaryota; Viridiplantae; Streptophyta; Magnoliopsida; Solanales; Solanaceae. Gene Ontology annotation, molecular function: N-acetyltransferase activity.
UUUUCAUACAAUAUCCCAUAACAAAAAGAAACCUUCUUCCUAUUCUUUUCAACAAUAUUUCCUUGCCUUAAUAUUUCAUAUAUCUAAUUCACCACACGACCAUGGCUCCUGCUCCUCAACUACCAACUCUAUCUGAAACAAUAACCACAGAAAUCCCAUCAUCGGAAAAUAACAACAACGUUACGAUCACCGGAAAGAUAUACACACGAGUUCGUCUCGCUACAAAAUCUGAUCUGUCCCAUAUAUACCAAUUGUUUUAUCAAAUUCAUGCAUACCAUAACUUUACUCAUUUAUACAAAGCUACUGAGUCCUCUUUAGGUAACUUGCUUUUUAAGGAAAAUCCUCUUCCCCUUUUCUACGGGCCAUCUGUACUAUUACUCGAAGUCUCCCCUACCCCUUUUACCGAACCCAAAAAUAACACGGACGAAGGGUUCAAGCCUGUCCUUACAACGUUCGACCUUAAAUUCCCCGUUGUGGAAGAACAAGUUGAGGAGUUCAGGUCCAAAUAUGAUGAUGGUAACCAUAAGAGUGAUGCUUACAUCGCGGGAUAUGCUUUCUUUUACGCGAAUUAUUCAUGCUUCAAUGACAAGCCCGGAUUCUAUUUCGAGAGCCUUUACUUCAGAGAGAGUUAUAGAAAGUUAGGAAUGGGGAAAUUGUUGUUUGGAACAGUUUCCUCCAUUGCUGCAAACAAUGGAUUCGUAUCGGUGGAUGGAAUAGUCGCAGUUUGGAAUAAGAAGUCAUAUGAUUUUUACAUAAAUAUGGGAGUUGAAAUUUUUGAUGAGUUUAGGUAUGGAAAGUUGCAUGGUGAAAAUCUCCAAAAGUAUGCUGAUAACAAGGAGAAAACUGACGAAGAGAGCUGUUAGUGUAGUUCUUUUUUCAUGCUUAAUUGUGCAAUUUAUCGAUUUCUAUUUGUAAUUUUGUAAAAUCAGAAGGCUCAUUACAUUUGUAUUUGAAUUUUUUUAAUUGGUAAGUAAUUAUCAUUUUAAACUGCCCCUAUUCAAUUUAUAUGAUCAUCUUUAAUAAAAAAAAAGUAGGAAUGUUGAAUACUGA